Molecule: messenger RNA, 585 nt
Organism: Lagopus leucura (white-tailed ptarmigan)
Lineage: Eukaryota; Metazoa; Chordata; Aves; Galliformes; Phasianidae
Gene: MRPL57
Product: mitochondrial ribosomal protein L57
Exons: 2
Coding region: 131-442 (103 amino acids)
Biological process (GO): mitochondrial translation
Cellular component (GO): mitochondrial ribosome
Molecular function (GO): structural constituent of ribosome
Source: RefSeq, a predicted model, not a curated record
CAUCUUGCUGCCCGCCGCGGGGCUGGGGCCGGGAGCGGGGGGGCCGGGAGCGAGGGGUCCGAUACGGUGGCCUCCAAGGCCUCCUCGCCCUGAUCCUCGUUAGAGCCGAGGCUCGCCUGGAACUGGCGCAAUGUUUUUAACAGUGGCCCUACUCGGGAAGAGGAUCCCUGGAAAGCAGUGGAUUGGAAAAUACAGGCGGCCGAGAACAGUAACCAUUGCCAUGAAGCAGGCCAUGAUCCGAAGGCUGGAAAUUGAAGCAGAGAACGAAUACUGGCUGAGCCGCCCGUACCUGACACGGCAGGAGGAGUACAAUCACAACAAGGAUGUGAGAGUGGCCAGAUGGGAGGCUUUUAAAGCCAUGAAGUCGUCCAAGUUCCCUGAGCAUAGAUAUAUGAGCGACCACUUGAACCACUUAAAUGUCUCAAAGAAGUGGACCUCUUGAGCGGCGGCACGGCUGUACUUGUGCUGCUGGGAGAUGCAGUAUUGUACCCCUUGUGGCUGCUCUGUAAUGCAGUGUAACAAAGGCAGGUGAGAAAUCAGACAGCUACGGUGUACAAAAUCUUACAUUAAAGUAAUCCUACAGAA